AUGGAAGAUAGCUGGUUUGAAGAUGAAAGUGAAGAUGAUGAACUUAGUGAUAAAGAAAGCAGUUCAGAAAUAGAACAUGAUGAUAGUGGAACAUCAGAACAUGAAGAUGAAAUUGAUCUAGAUGAUGUUACAUCGAAGAAAGGUUAUACACAAAGUACUUUCUACAGUUCAAGUUCUGGAAUGCCCUGGUCCUCGAUUUCAUCUUAUUCAACGAAAACUUACUCUACUGGUACUGCAACUAUGAAAGCUGGACCAACAGAGCUCACUCAAGAUGUAAUAUCUGUUGCUGAUGCAUUUCAAUGUUUUAUAUCGGAUAAUAUUUUACAGAAGAUUUUGAUUUAUUCAAAUACUGAACGAACUCGAAAAAACACGGAUGAUGACAUCGAUGAUAUUACUAUGAUUGAAUUGAAGGCUUGUAUUGGUCUUUUGUUACUUGCCGGUUUAUUAGGACAAUCAAAGAAGAGUAUUAAAUCAUUAUGGAACAGAAGUCCUUUAGAAUCUCCAAUUUUCAGAGCUGCAAUGUCUAGAAAUCGAUUUCAACAAAUUAUUUCUUGUAUCAGAUUCGAUGAUAAGACAACCAGAGAAGAAAGAAGAAAAACCGAUAAGUUUGCAUCACUCCGUGAAAUUUGGACAGAUUUUCAAAAUAAUAUAAGAACAUGUUAUGCACCAGGAUCUUUUAUUACUAUCGACGAACAACUUUUAGGCUUUCGCGGAAAAUGUCCUUUUCGUCAAUUUAUCCCGAAAAAACCUGAUAAAUAUGGUUUGAAAUUUUGGUUAUGUGUUGAUUCAAAUUCGUUUUACGUUUUCAAUGCAUUUCCUUAUAUUGGAUGA
This is a messenger RNA of Rotaria sordida, 831 nucleotides long. NCBI's taxonomy places the organism in Eukaryota, Metazoa, Rotifera, Eurotatoria, Philodinida, Philodinidae. The record is from the annotation of a GenBank genome assembly.